Messenger RNA from Abrus precatorius (Indian licorice), 1095 nucleotides. RefSeq lists its product as uncharacterized. Lineage: Eukaryota; Viridiplantae; Streptophyta; Magnoliopsida; Fabales; Fabaceae. The transcript is spliced from 5 exons. The record is from RefSeq and is a predicted model, not a curated record. The coding region runs from base 1 to 1095 and encodes 364 amino acids.
AUGACCAAAUUCAUUCAAACUUCAGAAUCUCGAUUCCAAUCUACCGAGACAACACUAAGAAAUCAACAAGCCUCUAUCCAUAAUCUAGAAAUUCAGUUGGGUCAAAUUUCUAGACUCCUCUCAGAAAGACCCCAAGGAAGCUUGCCUGACAAUACUGAGACUAAUCGUAGGGAGCAAGUGAAUGCAGUAACAUUAAGGAGUGGCAGAACAUUACAAGAGAAGGGGAAGCAAGAAACAGAAAAAGAUGCAGUUGAAGAGGAGGAUAAAUGUCAAGAGGAGGCUGUGGAAAAGCCCCCUGUAGUGAAAGAAUUCAUACCCCCACUUCCCUACCCAGCAAGAUUGAAGAAAGACAAGGAUGAUGAACAAUUUGGUAAAUUUCUAUCUUUAUUUCGUCAACUUCAUAUUAAUUUACCGUUUGUUGAUGCCUUGGCACAGAUGCCCAAGUACGCCAAAUUUCUAAAGGAUCUACUGUCCAACAAGAAGAAAUUGAAGGAAUUGAUAGUUGAUAGGGCUUUAGCUGAUUUAGGUGCUAGCAUUAAUUUGAUGCCAUAUUCUGUUUUUAAGAAAUUAGGCUUGGGAGAACCUAGGCUAACUAGAAUGAGUAUUCAACUAGCUGAUAGGUCAAUUAAAUAUCCUAGAGGUAUCAUUGAGGAUGUGCUUGUAAAAGUGGACAAAUUUAUUUUUCUUGUUGAUUUUGUGAUUCUUGAUAUGGACGAGGACAUUGAUGUUCCCUUGAUCUUAGGUCGUCUAUUUUUAGCUACUGCAGGGGCUAUAAUUGAUGUGAGGGAUGGAAAGUUAAUUUUGAGAGUUGGAGAUGAAAAAGAAUUUUUGAUUUCAAACCCAUUGAAAAGAAGCUUAGUUCAUGAAGGAGGAAAAGAUGUCACUAAGCCAUUAUGGAGAAAGAGGGACUUUGAAGUUUUGGAGUGGAAAUCAAAGAAGCAACCCAACCCAUCCAUUAAUGAACCACCAGAUGAAAAAUUGAAGGCAACGUCCAAAUACCACAUCCUAGAACCCCGAAAUUGUUUGAGGUACCGAUGUGGAAAGCAAGAGGUGGAAUUUCCAUUAAUUCCUUGUGCUAACUGGGAUGGAGCAUAA